Klebsormidium nitens is the source of this 1083-nucleotide messenger RNA. The record is from the annotation of a GenBank genome assembly. NCBI's taxonomy places the organism in Eukaryota, Viridiplantae, Streptophyta, Klebsormidiophyceae, Klebsormidiales, Klebsormidiaceae.
CCGUUCUGCUCCUUAUCGUUUCUUGCUCGUCUUGGUGCUUCGUGCAGAUUUUGUUAUUAAAUAUUCAUGAAAGAUCGAACAACUUCUGAAUUCCUGAUGUCAAACGUUACAAUCGUCUCAACGUAGGUAGUUCUGAGGUCCAUGUGCAGCAUCUCUUCACCUCCGCAUCAAGGUUUGCUCUGUGAUUCCUUGCGCCAUCUUAGCUUGAGCUCUUCCUCGUAAGUGACACCUUGCAAUGGACAAGCUUGCCAGUCAGGUGUUGUUCGGGCGGACGAAAAACAAGAUGGACAAGUUUGCAGACGACACCGCAAGAGAUCUCAAGAACAUGGCAAAGAAUGCUGGGAAAGCAUUCACUUCGCUGGGAACCCGCGCCUCUAAGAAAGACGCGUAUGGUUACUUGGAGUCCAUGGGUCUGCCAAGGGGGAUCUUCCCCAAGGGCGUGACGAACUUCAGCUUCAACGAGGACACGUGCAAAUUCGUAGUCGAGUUGCCGGGUGAGUGUGAGGUGACGUACGCUGACAACUCGGUAGUGUACUAUGCACAGAAGAUAACGGCAAGAGUGGCAGUGGAAGGUCUAGACGAGAUUGAAGGCAUGAAAACGAAGCUGCUCUUCUGGCUGCCGGUGCACUCGAUUACAGUAGACGGCGACAAGGAGAACUUUUACUGGUACGUAGGAGCGACAAGAGCUACGGCGUUGCCAAAAACGAGGCCCAAAAAGGCUUUCAAGGAGCCCCAAGAAGCAGAGUUCUGCGAGCCGGAGUAGAGCAUCAUUACUGUCAAGAUCAUUUCUGCAGCAGCAGGUGGACACUAGGAACUAGAAGGACUAACCGUCAGCAAUAACCCCUCCAUGAUGGAUACGAGUUUUCGAUUUGAAUUGCUUAUACAAGCGAAUGGCUUAGAAAGUUCCAAGGCUGAAGAGGUCAGACAAAGGUUGCUCCUAAGAGCUGUUGGGUACGGCCCUUGCAUAAUCGAGUCGGCAUAUGCAGCUGUCAGUGCAGGCCUGCAAUCAAUCUACACUGGGGCUGAGUCAUGAUUGACUAGCUGCUACACACGCGCUGAAUAGUGACUCCUGCGGGAACGGAU